Molecule: messenger RNA, 516 nt
Organism: Neoarthrinium moseri
Lineage: Eukaryota; Fungi; Ascomycota; Sordariomycetes; Amphisphaeriales; Apiosporaceae
Exons: 1
Coding region: 1-516 (171 amino acids)
Source: RefSeq, a predicted model, not a curated record
AUGCAUAGGGAUCUGGUGAGCGCCAUCUUGAACAUCUCGGUUGGCAAACCGAUGGGCAAUAACCCUGCUGAAAUGCUGGACUCCGUGUCGUUUCUCAUUCUCAUAAAAGACUCUUCCGUCAACUCCGAUGCAGCCCGUCGUCAACCCGACCGAGAUUGUCAAGGAGUUCGAAGACAAAGCCAAGAGGGAAUGGAUGCUGAUACUUGUCAUCUCGCCCUUGAUAUUAGUCCCGGUCGUGCUGAGGGCGUAGCGGCGCGGGAUUCGCGAAUCUCGGUAGGGUCACCGCCCGGGCAGCCGUCGCCCUGGCCAUCUACGAAGUGGGCAAGGAUCUGUCCAGAAAGUAGCCCAUAUUUGGCUGGUCCUCGAUGCGGAAGCUUACGGCACACGACGAAGGCCAAGAAUGCGGCAACAGCACGAAUAAUAAUGAAGGCCAAGGAUGACGCGAAGCUAGGUGAUGGCAUCAAGGCGCGCAUUGGCUACCUCAAUUCGACCAGCGCUGCUUACUGCAAGACGUGA